Brassica napus (rape) is the source of this 2827-nucleotide messenger RNA. Its product is annotated as plant UBX domain-containing protein 5-like. Bases 218 to 1207 code for a protein of 329 amino acids. Gene Ontology annotation, biological process: membrane fusion; nuclear membrane reassembly; Golgi organization. Gene Ontology annotation, cellular component: nucleus; cytosol. NCBI's taxonomy places the organism in Eukaryota, Viridiplantae, Streptophyta, Magnoliopsida, Brassicales, Brassicaceae. Gene Ontology annotation, molecular function: ubiquitin binding. The transcript has 4 exons. The record is from RefSeq and is a predicted model, not a curated record.
AAAAAAACAAAUUGAAUGGGGCCCUCAUUAUAUCGGGCCCGUCCCUUUUUUUUUCUUGAAAGAUAAAAUUUUAAAACGCUGCGUUUAGUUCUUUAAAUGAGACGAAUACGCGCGUUUUGAAGUUGGUUAUAUAACGGAAAGUUUCAGAGGUGAGAGUUUGAGAAGACGAAGAAGAAAAGAACGAAAGAAAAGAUCAGAAGAAGAAGUAAGCUUUGCGAUGGGUGAUGAUGAUCAUAAGCCUCCGCCAACAACGGAGGAGAUUCGCCAGAAGAUGAUCAGCUCCUUUACUACUGAGAUCACAUCUUCUUCGGAACAAGUCGCUAUCCUCAUUCUUGAAGCUCAUCAAUGGGAUAUCGCCGCUGCAGUCUCCGCCUUCAGAGACGCCGUCGUCGCAGCAGCCGACGCCGCCUCCACCGCCAGGGAAAAUGCUCAUUCUACGAUACGGUUGCGAUCACCACGGUCUCCUUCUCGUGCCUUCUCUCCUAGCGAUGGGAACAUCCUCAGCGACUCCGAUGAAAAAGAGAACGACGAUGCUAUGGAAUCAGAUGAUGUAGACAGAGAUCUACCAUCAUCAUCAUCAUCAUUAGCAUCAUUACCAAGAAGACUAAAGUUCAGAAGCUUAAGCGAAAUUCUUUCAGUUACUCCACAAGUGAUCCCGCGCACUGUCACUCUUUAUAGGAAUGGUGUCACUUUCGAUGAUGAUAAUAUAUUAUGGCCAUUGGAUGAUCCCCAAUGUGCAGAGUAUCUUGAGUUCGUAGAAAGCUUGGAGUCACCACGUUCACUCGAUUCUCCAGGUGGCAAACGGCGUGUCCUUAUCACACUCAUUAGGCGUCAACAAGAAGACUUCCAUGAGCCACCAAAACCAUUCCAAGGUGUGGGAAGAACUCUAGCCGAGCCAGACUCUGUCCCACCAGCUUCAUCCGACUCACUGACCACAGAAGCAACAACAUCAAUGGAUCCCACAGCUCCAACAACCUCGAUCAAGGUCAUAUUAGCAGACGGCACACCCAUUGUCUCCCGGUUCACUACUACUCACCAUACCAUCAGAGACGUUCGAGACUUCAUUGACGCGGCUACACCAGGUGCCUCCAGAGACUACCAAUUACUCAUCAUGGGGUCGUCUCCUCCUACACCACUGACGACUGACUUAGACCAAACCAUCGACCAAGCUGGCAUCUCCAACUCUGUUCUCACCCUGAAGUUCUAGACCUUCCUCUUAUGCACAUAAAAUAUAUUACACAUGUUGAUAUCAUCAAAACACACGCUUUUUGUUGUUUUGACUUUCUUUUCUCUAGGCUAAAAGUCUUUUACUUUAUAAAUAAAAACGUUCGACUUUUAAAAUUUUAAAUAAAAAUUAGGUUGUCAGUGUGCAGUUUGCUUUUGAGUUUGUAUAUGCAUAAGUUUAAUUUGGGCGAAAAAGGAGCGCCCUUUAUGCAACAUUUAUUUGAUCACAAUUUAAUUUUUCUAAUAGUAACUAGAAAUAAUUAUUUGAUAAACUUAUAUUUAUUCAUUCUCUCUAUUAUUUGAUUUAUCUUUUGAUAUAUGUCAACUAGAAAUAAUUAUUUGAUAACAAUUUAUUUUUUAUAAAAUGUUAAACAGAAGAUAAUUGUAAAAGGUUAUAUGCUAGUAAUUUUCCUUUCCUAAAAUCCUACCCAAAAAAUGUAAAAUAGUAUUUGAUAUAUAUAUAUAUAUAUAUUUGAUUGUAAAUGAAAAGGAGCACUUUUUAAAAACAAUCUAAAAAAAUUAAAAUUUUAAAAUUAUUUAAUAAUAAUUUAAAAAAAAAUUUGAUGACAAGUAUGAUGUUAAAACUAUUUAAUUAACUUCAUACCAAAAAAAACUAUUUAAUUAACAAAAAUUAAAAAAAUUAGGAUGUUGUCAUGAUUGCUAUUUAUAUGUGUUUGGUCAUAUGAAGAUCAUACACAUGUUUGAUAUGUAUUUGCUUGUUUGGUCAUAAGAAAUAGAUUAUUAUUAUUCUCACGAAGUGAUUUUUACAUGCAUUUUGUUAAAAAAAUCAAGCUUCAUCGCCAUCUUAUUACAUUUUUGUUUUUAUUAUGUAAUAUUUUUCUACUUCAUUUUUAAUUAAAAUACUGUUAUAGAAAUAUAUCAUUAAGAAAUAAUGAAUUAAGAAAAUUAUUAAGCAUCAGAUAAGUUUAAUAAAAUAUUAAAUUAUUACAUAAGAAAGUAUAUGAUGUUGUCAUUGACUCAAUUGACUUUAUUUAACUUUUAAUUUUUAUUUCAUUCUAAUUCUUAAUUCGGGUUGGAUUGAGUUUAAAGUUAUAGGUAUGAGUGUUUUCUCUAGCACUAAGUAGAAAGUUGAUAAAAAUUACCUAUGCACCAUGCUUAUAAAAUAUAAAUAUUAACUGGAAUUUGUGUAAAAAUGAGUUCUUAAUUAUAAAAUAAGUCUCACACAACAUAUGAAAAACAAUCCUAAAAGUAUAAUAAAAUGAUUUAUUACUUUUAUUUUCUUAUUAAAUUAAAGCAUCAAACAAAAUUCGUUGCAACGCACAGACUUAUAUCUAGUAUAUCUAUAAAGUAAAAGUACAAGAAUCUUUAUUUUUUUAAUGAAAUCUAUUUUUGUUAUUUUUUUUCUUUUUUUGUGCUAUUUUUGUCAAAUAAAUAAAAUUUAAAUUUUUUUGGAAGAUUUGCCCAUAAUAAAUGUUUGUCGAGAUAUUUUAAACCUAUACUAGGUUAGCUUUUGAAUCCAAGACAGCUUCAAGAGAUGGGUGCUGACAAGCCACUUUCUAUUAGUUAACUCUAUACUCAUCAUUUAUUCCAAAUAUAAAAUAAUGCUUACCUGUGUUUGUGUUUGAAUUUAGUUAUUUAAUAA